Molecule: messenger RNA, 1301 nt
Organism: Aureobasidium subglaciale EXF-2481
Lineage: Eukaryota; Fungi; Ascomycota; Dothideomycetes; Dothideales; Saccotheciaceae
Exons: 2
Coding region: 27-1226 (399 amino acids)
Biological process (GO): tRNA wobble uridine modification
Cellular component (GO): transcription elongation factor complex; cytoplasm; elongator holoenzyme complex
Source: RefSeq, a predicted model, not a curated record
CAAUUCGUAGCAGUCAUAUCAACACCAUGUCAUUUCGCAAGCGCAACAUCGGUGUGCAGAGAUCACCGAUCACCUCAUCCCAUGCAGACAGCACAGUAGAGACGAACAGCGCGCCGUCGCCAACAGCCUCCGGCAUACGGCCGUCACCCUUGACCGGACAAGCAACCACAUCAACAGGAGCCUACUCGCUCGACAGUCUGCUAGGCGGCCAUGCAGGAUUGGCGCUAGGCUCAUCGUUGCUUGUUGAAGAGAGUGGGACUACAGAUUUUGCCGGUGCCCUGCUGCGGUACUAUGCUGCCGAGGGCAUAAUCCAAAGUCACACGGUGCAUCUUGUUGGUGCCGGCGAGCAGUGGAUCAAGGACCUGCCAGGCUUGGUGGGAGAUGCUGAGGCCGCAGAAGCUCAGAAGCAGGCAAAGAGCGACGAGAAGAAGAUGAAGAUUGCGUGGCGAUAUGAGAGAUUGGGCCAAGUAGACGCCGAUCGAGGCAGUAGAGUCGUCCCCCAACGUGGCCCAGCCCCUGUCCAGAAUGCCGAACAACAGGAAGAACAACAGUCGUUAGCCUUCUGCCACACCUUUGACCUGGCAAAGCGUCUUGCUGUGCCCCCCGAGGCCGACAUCAACCAUAUCGCCAUCGCUCCCCAAGCACCGCUCUCUGCCAUUCUGCAAAAUGUUGCUCAUCGACUAAACACUUCUCCACCUCACACGAUACAUCGCCUAGUGAUACCUUCUCUGCUAUCACCCGCUCUCUAUCCUCCUACGGCCGGUGCACCGGAGAACCUGCUCCAAUUCUUACACUCACUGCGCUCCCUGCUCAGACAAUUUUCCGGCCGUCUUACUGCCAUGAUCACACUUCCACUAGAGCUAUAUCAUCGUUCGACCGCUCUUGUCCGUUGGGCCGAAACCCUCUCGGACGGCGUGCUUGAACUAACUACAUUUCCUCACCUGAUGGACUCAGCGAAUAGCUUGGCAGAGAGUGGUGGUGCAAGAGCAACAGACGAGCAACCACAGGGAAUGCUGAAGCUGCACAAGCUACCAGUGACGACCGAACGUGGUGGAGGAGGAGCUGCUGCCGGUGUCGGCGACGACUUGGCCUUCACCGUCAGCAGACGACGUUUUGUCAUCAAACCUUUCAGUCUUCCACCAGCAGAAGGAGAUACCGAGGCUCAGCAGGGAAAUGCUGAAGGAGGUGCAUUGGGCAAGGCGACCAAAAUCGAUAUAGAGUUCUAGCGUUUAUAGGAAUCAAGGCUCGUGGUCAGAGUCAAGUUCCCACUUGUCGCGGUGCAUCAUGUCUUCCAUCUCGAU